This is a messenger RNA of Hylaeus anthracinus, 418 nucleotides long. RefSeq names its product troponin T, skeletal muscle-like. The record is from RefSeq and is a predicted model, not a curated record. The transcript has 2 exons. The coding region runs from base 176 to 418 and encodes 80 amino acids. Lineage: Eukaryota; Metazoa; Arthropoda; Insecta; Hymenoptera; Colletidae.
UUACGAACUCAUACCUUGUUAAUAAAUUCGAUUGAAAAAUACUGACAGCAAAUUUACGACAGAAACGGAGGACGUCGUGAUCACGGAACGCAGCCCAGAUUCUGAACACCAUCCACUGGAAUCGGAGGCGAAGUCUGAGAUAGAAUAUACAGAAGAACAGUUGACGGAAGCGGAAAUGGAUGAGCAAGAAGCGUCGGAAGUCGAAAUUACAACGGAGCUUUUGCCUACGAGCGCCGAACCACAAUCGGAACUAGAAACCGAGUAUCCGUCGGAACCGGAAUUUGAGGAAGAGGCAGCUGAAGACCAAGAGAAGGGAGAAGAAACGAAAGAACCCGAGGAGGAGCACAAGCACGAGGAGACAGAGGAGGAGCCAAAUGUUGCCCAAGAGACAGGUACCCCGGGCGAUGCGGCGGAAUGA